Messenger RNA from Ziziphus jujuba (common jujube), 3995 nucleotides. RefSeq names its product auxin response factor 5. The transcript is spliced from 14 exons. Gene Ontology annotation, biological process: response to hormone; regulation of DNA-templated transcription. Gene Ontology annotation, cellular component: nucleus. The coding region runs from base 911 to 3763 and encodes 950 amino acids. The record is from RefSeq and is a predicted model, not a curated record. NCBI's taxonomy places the organism in Eukaryota, Viridiplantae, Streptophyta, Magnoliopsida, Rosales, Rhamnaceae. Gene Ontology annotation, molecular function: DNA binding; protein binding.
CGCCUCCUUCUCUUCCGUCUUAUUUUAUUUUAUUUUAAAAUUUUUUCAAAUUAAAAAAUAAAGUCUCCUUCUCUCUCUCUCUCUCUCUCUCGUUGGAGCUUACAGUACUGUUUUCGUGUUCAUCUAGUUUUGCUCUGCUUUUUGGUCAUUUUUUAUUAUUAUUUUAGGAACUAUUUCAUUAUUAUUUUAUACAACAGUUUAAAGCUGCAACGGAAUCGCCCUAUACAGGAAGUGUGUGCGCAGGAUAAGAGCAUGCACACAGUCUUCCCGGUUUCAAAGCAAAGAAAGACAGAGAGAGAGAGAGAGAGAGAGAGCAAGUCUUUUCUUGAAGAUAGAGAAGGGAGAGCGAGUUGAGGGACUUUCUGUUUUGUUGAUUGAGAGAGAGAGAGAGUAGCGAAGGAAUCAGUAUUAUUAUGAGUGGGUUCAUCGAAAGGUCGGUUUCUUUUGGAAGAUAAAAACAAGUACUCGAUUAUUACACAGAGGCCACUCAUGCUUCGGUCCGCGUGCUUUGAUGCAAUAUAGUUGUGUCAAAGCCCCACCUUAAAAAAGAUUUUUCGCAGUGCCUUUUUGCAGGUUUUGUUCCUUCGUUUUGGUUGGAUUCUGGAGGGUUGGAAGUGGGGCUCUGCUUUUUUGCUCCCCCCGAUUGGAUUCUUUUUUUUUUUUUUUUUUUUUUUUCGGAGAAUAUGGAAUUUGGAAACUUGGGUCUGCUGCUGUAAAUUUCCCAUUUCCCUGAACAAAAAAAUAUGCAAUUUCCGGAUGUGGGUCAGCUCGAUUCUUGGGUUUUUAUUAUCAUGUGAAUAAUGAGAAGUUUCUUUGUUUGGGUUAUGGGGAAUAUUGCUAUUCAGCUUCUGGUUUUGGCUUUGAAGAUGUGAAACAAAUGGGUCCUUGUGGUUGAAAGUACAUACAUGAUAUGAUGGGUUCUGGUGUUGAGGAAAACAUCAAAACUGGAGGUUUGGUUACUGCUGGACCUCCAACUAAUCUCCUUGAGGACAUGAAGUUAUUGAAAGAAAUGCAGGAUCAGUCUGGCUCCCGGAAGGCCAUAAAUUCAGAGUUAUGGCACGCCUGCGCCGGCCCGCUUGUUUGUUUACCUCAGGUUGGAAGUCUUGUCUAUUACUUUCCUCAAGGACAUAGCGAGCAGGUAGCAGUUUCCACUAAAAGGACAGCAACCUCGCAAAUUCCCAACUAUCCAAAUCUCCCUUCUCAGUUGUUGUGCCAAGUUCAAAAUGUUACGUUGCAUGCAGACAAAGAUACGGAUGAAAUAUAUGCUCAAAUGAGUCUUCAACCAGUGAACUCUGAAAAAGAUGUAUUCCCUGUACCAGACUUUGGACUAAAGCCCAGCAAACAUCCAAGCGAAUUUUUCUGCAAAACUUUGACUGCAAGUGAUACAAGCACACAUGGUGGAUUCUCAGUGCCGCGUAGGGCAGCUGAAAAACUCUUUCCACAGCUGGAUUACACUAUGCAACCACCAACCCAAGAACUUGUUGUCCGAGACUUGCAUGACAAUACCUGGACAUUUCGUCAUAUAUACCGAGGGCAGCCAAAGCGGCACCUUCUCACAACUGGUUGGAGUCUAUUUGUUGGAGCAAAGAGGCUUAGAGCCGGUGAUUCUGUUUUAUUUAUCAGGGAUGAGAAAUCACAACUUAUGGUCGGUGUGAGGCGUGCAAAUCGUCAGCAGACAACAUUGCCAUCAUCAGUUCUAUCUGCUGAUAGCAUGCACAUUGGUGUCCUUGCUGCUGCUGCUCAUGCUGCUGCUAAUCGAAGUCCAUUUACUAUAUUCUACAAUCCAAGGGCAUGUCCUUCAGAAUUUGUCAUUCCUUUGGCCAGACAUCGGAAAGCUGUCUAUGGAACCCAACUCUCUGUUGGCAUGAGGUUUGGAAUGAUGUUUGAGACAGAGGAGUCGGGUAAGCGCAGAUAUAUGGGUACUAUAAUUGGUAUUAGUGACUUAGAUCCAUUGAGAUGGCCCGGAUCAAAAUGGCGAAAUCUUCAGGUAGAGUGGGAUGAACCAGGAUGUUGUGAUAAACAGAACAGGGUUAGUUCUUGGGAAAUCGAAACACCGGAAAGUCUUUUUAUUUUUCCAUCUCUGACUUCAAGUCUUAAACGACCACUACACCCUGGAUAUUUGGAAUCUGAAUGGGGAAAUUUAAUAAAAAGACCUUUUAUCCGGGUUCCUGAAAAUGGAAAUGGGGAUCUUCCAUACUCAAUUUCAAAUCUAUGUUCAGAGCAGCUGAUCAAGAUGCUACUCAAACCGCAACUUGUUAAUUAUCCUGGAACAUUAUCUUCUUUGCAUCAAGAAUCAGCCGCUAAGGUAGAUCCUUUACAAGAUGUAAAGAACAUGCAGACAGCCACCCAAAAACAUCCUGUUUUACUUUCUGAAAGCACACUUCUUCAGAGCCAAAUCCAUCCUUCAUCAUCUGUUGAUCAAUCUGGUGCCCCAAAUUCAUCAUCAAAUACAGCUAUACCAGGAAAUAUAAACUCUAUAUCCAAAGUUGAAAAUCCAACGCCUGUGGGAAACAAUGCUGCAAAGACAAAAAUAGAAACUGAGAUUUCAACUGAGCAGUUAUGCCAGUUGACUUCUGCAGGACAGAGCAGCAUGGAAAAACUUGCUUCAGGGCUUUUGAAUCCUCAGAACCUAGUGAACCAGCUGACAUUCCUAAACCAGAACCAGAGUCCAGUACAAUUGCAAAAUAGUUCAUGGACCAUGCACCCAGAGACGCUGCUCUAUCACUCUCAAGUACAAAAUGAAAUAAAUCAAUCUGAUUUCCCAAGCACAAAUGGCUCACUUCCAUCCCUUGAUGCUGAUGAAUGCAAUAUGUUUUACUCUUCUUGCCAACCCUUUGCUGGAACGCUUAGGUCGCCGGGGCCUUUAUCUGUUUUCGGAAUGCAAGAUCCUACAUUUGUUUUUCCUGAAGCAAAUAAUUAUUCUCUUCCUUCGAUGGGUCAGGAUUUGUGGGAUAAUAACCUUAGGUUUUUACCACAAGUAGAGCAGCUCACUUCAUUCCCUCAACAAGACCCAUGCAAUCUUAAUUGUGUAUCUUCUUAUUCGGGCAAUCUGAAAGAUUUGUCAGACGAGAGCAAUAAUCAAAGUGGGACGUAUAGUUCUCACAAUGUAGAUGUUGGUGGUGGAAGUUGUGUGGUUGACCCGUCUGUUUCUAGCACCAUUCUAGACGAGCUUUCCCCACUAAAGAAUGCAGAUUUCCAGAACCCUUCAGAUUGCUUAGUAGGAAACUUUAGCUCUAGCCAAGAUGUUCAGUCUCAGAUUACCUCUACAAGCCUAGGAGGAGACUCCCAGGCUCUUUCCCGACAAGACCUUCCUGACAAUUCGGGCGGUACGUCUUCAAGCAAUGUUGAUGUUGAUGAGAGCAGUCUUCUUCAGAAUAGUUCAUGGCAGCAAGUAGUUCCACCUGUUCGGACUUAUACAAAGGUUCAGAAAGCGGGGUCUGUUGGGAGGUCUAUUGAUGUGACAAGUUUUAAGAACUAUGAUGAACUAUGCUCUGCAAUUGAAUGCAUGUUUGGACUUGAAGGGCUGCUUAAUGACCCAAGAGGUUCAGGCUGGAAAUUGGUUUAUGUGGACUAUGAGAAUGACGUUCUCCUUGUUGGCGAUGAUCCUUGGGAGGAAUUUGUAGGGUGUGUUCGUUGCAUCAGAAUUCUUUCACCUUCAGAAGUUCAACAGAUGAGUGAAGAGGGAAUGAAGCUUCUUAACAGUGCCGCUGCAAUGCAAGGAAUCAAUGCAUGUGUUUCAGAAGGCGCUGGUGGCCGUGCUUGAGACAUGGUGGUUGUGUUUUUCAGAGCACUAAAUGUGUAUGGGUAAUAUCUCGUGUCAAUACGAUGUUGUUAGUUGAAGUGGGUACUAAUAUUGUAGGAGUUGGGGAUGAUGCUGUAUGACCAAACUGAUCCACAUUUAAUCAACAGGAUGUGAAUCUAAAUGAACAAAGUUUUUAAGCAGUGUUUAGAGCUCAUUAUUAUUAUUGAUAUUAAUCAUGGAAAUGUUUACAGCA